Messenger RNA from Bactrocera neohumeralis, 3617 nucleotides. Its product is annotated as protein SERAC1. The coding region runs from base 741 to 3161 and encodes 806 amino acids. The record is from RefSeq and is a predicted model, not a curated record. The transcript has 5 exons. NCBI's taxonomy places the organism in Eukaryota, Metazoa, Arthropoda, Insecta, Diptera, Tephritidae.
CGAUUCAUUCAACAACAGAAAUUUGAAGUGAUAAGUUAAGUGAGGAAAGAAAAAUUCGCCCCAACAAAGACACUACUAAAUAUUUACCAAAAAGUUCAACAACUUAAGACUUUUAAAACAAUAAAAAUGGAUUAAAUAUUUUAUAAAAAUGGAAGUGAAAAUAGAGUGAAAUCCAAACUAAUUGGAGGUUUCGAAUCUAAUAAAGUCACAAAAGCAACUAGAACUUCCUCGAAGAUACUUUUAUGCGUUAGUGAUAGCGUAAAUCAGUUAACUUUAUAAGGCACUUAUUUUAUAAACUGUUGCAUAAAAAGUGUGUCAAAGGUGUGUGCUAAUAGCGGGCUGGUGACUUCAGAUUCCCUAGACUUGAUAUUUUUAAAACAAUUACAAACAUUAUUCAAAGGGAAUAGAGUAAACGAAUUAAGUGAAAAACAGCGAAGCUGACGUGUUUGGCAUUCCUCUACUGCGCACGUCGCGCCUCUACCACACCUAAGGUGUCAUCGUCCCAACUAGUGUACACCAAAUUGAACUAAACAGAUAUAAAUACGUAUGUACAUAUAUACAUAUAGUAUUGAAAAUCAGGCGAUUUUUACGCUCGCACUAGUGAAUAUCUAGUUUGUCAUCAUUACAUUGAAGUUUGGUUAAGCAAGAGACCACCAUCAUAAGAAAAUAUUUAAUUACUUCUGUAAAAUAAAUUAGUGAAAAUACAAACAUUUUUAUAAAGAAACUUUGCUGAACAUAUAAUGUCUAAAGUUACGUUGGGUGGUUUUACAAAUACAUUGAGACGUUACCCAAAGACUUUGGGUGGAAUUGGAAUCCUCACAACUUGUGGCUUAAUUUUGUUUGAAAAACAAAGGAUUCGAAAGUAUUUAUCGAAAUGGGUGGAUACAGCACCAUCAGAUACUGAUAAAAAGCGUCCAGAUUACAUAUAUAUUAAAUACCAUAUUUAUAAGGAGUCAAUGCGAAAAUUGAAACAAAAGGAAGAGGAUGAAAAGAAAUGGAUCAGCAUCAUAAUUAACCCUAUUGGCAAGUGGUGGAAAGCCGUUAAACAUUCAGUAGCCUGGCGUUUGCUGAAUAUCGCACAAACAGGUUCACAACAUGAACGUCUCAAGGCCGUUCGACAAUUGGCCUGCAUCGAUCACUUAAAGGACUGGGACUUUCGACAUUUGGCACAAAUUUGCGAUGCACGCACCGCCAUCUCUUUGGCACGUUCUGGCGCCGAUUCACGUUGGUUCGUGCCGGUUCAUAUGCGUGGCUGCAUUAAGAAUCCCAAACUCGUGCUUGCCGACUUCCAUGAUAUGCUAGCGCGUUUACGUCCAAAUUCUUGCGUUGAUAACUUUUUCAACAAAUACUUUCCACAACAGUAUCCACACGAAGGCAUCGAUGAAUUCUUUACACAGGAUCAAGCUAACGCGUUAUCUGUACAGGAUACAGACAUGCUAAAAGAAAUUAUCGCAUUCCUACAUCAUAUAACCAAGGAUGAAGCGGUUGCGAAGCAAAUAAUCAACGAGGGUGGUCUGACACAUCUUAUGGAGUUGCGUAAAAUUUUUGCCGAUGAUAAUGAAACCCUCUCGACACUCUGUAAGGUGUUGGCGAAUAUGUCGCUUGUUGAAGAUAGUGUGGAGCAUUUCUUCGCGUCUGGUUGGAUUGGCGGAUUGGCAGAAUGGAUGAAAUGUCCCGAUUUACGUUUGCAAGUGAUAUCGGCCAAAACGAUGGCUAAUCUGGAUCAUGAUGAUCCCAAUCAUGUGCAAUAUCCACCCAAUGUCUAUCCAUUGCAUCCACGUUUGCGCACGCGCGCCAAGCCCAAAGCUGAUAUCGUUUUUAUACACGGACUGUUGGGCGGUGUUUUCAUCACAUGGCGCCAAAAAGACCGAAAUCCCACCGAAUUGGGUUUAUAUGGCAAGAAUGCCUUUUACACAAGCGAAACUGAUGAUGUGUUCUUGGUUGGCGAGCAAAGACGUGGCAAUGGUAAGCUGUUCAAAAAUGGAAAUGGAAUUAACGCCAGUAAUGUUAGCAACGUUAGUUCAAAUAAUAGCUUAAAGGAGCAAGCAACAGAUCCAAUACUGAAAGCAGCUAAAAAGGAGAAAAACAAAACUUUGGAAAUUAGCGACACGGCGACUAUGGAACUUGUGGAAGCACUGCAAAGCACGGCCGAGCUUGAGUCCGAUUGGGAGGUAGUACAUCCAGAUGUACCACUGAAGGCGGGCGAAGGUUGUUGUGGUGAAUAUAGUGUUCCUGGCAAUGAAUGGCAAAAUCAAGAUAACUGUGAAGAUUACACCAACUGUUGGCCAAUGGAGUGGCUGCCAGAUGAUUAUCCAAAUACAAGAAUCAUUGGUAUAGACUACACCUCUGCGGUCACAGAGUGGUCAGCUAAUUUCACAAAGUAUUGCCCGUGCGAAAAAGGCCAAGGACAAAUAGAUGUACGCGCUACAUCAUUAUUGGAACGCCUGUCCAAAUCAGAUGUUGGCAAUGAACGACCGGUCGUUUGGAUUGGUCAUUCCAUGGGUGGCAUACUCACCAAAUUAAUGCUUAUGAAAGCCGUCGAUGACCCCGAUCCGAAAGUUAAUCAAAUAGCGAAUAGCACAUCCUCCAUCCUCUUCCUGGGCACACCCCAUCGUGGCUCAUCUAUUGCCAAAUGGAAGCAACACAUGCAAGUGAUACUCUCCCCUUCCAUUGAGGUAAAAGAAAUGGAAGAAGGAGCACCGAAAUUACUUGCAAUGCACAAUCGUUUUAUGGCAUGUUUACAUACAUGCUUCCGUAAUGUUAAGGUUGUCACUAUCGCCGAAGGCGCACCAACAAUGUUGACUUCCUUCAAAUUCCCAUUGCGCAUCGUAACUGAGGAUUCAGCGCGCCUUGACUACGGUGACUUUUACGUGCUAAAAGAUGAUCAUCUUAGUCUGUCGAAACCGAUUUUCCGUCAGUCAUUCCUCUAUCAACGUGUGCUUAAGGUGAUCGAAGACUCGGUAAAUAGAGACGAAAGCCCAACUCAAAAGGUGGAACUACCAGGCACAAAAUUCAAAAUAGAACCCAUCAAAACACCAGCGGAAAAAUCAACAGAUGCUGGAAGCAGUUUAUUGGAUAAAGUGCGCAGUAUUUUCUCGGCAGUUCCGCAAAUCUCCAUCAAUAUACCGAAUGCGCAUUGUGAACAGUCAAGACGUGAUUAAAACUAGUAAAACGAGAGUUUUGUGCUAAUAUUUUUGCCACAAGGCAGACACCUGGGCUAUGAAAUGUAAAUUUUAAGCUAAACCACUAAGUAUUUUAUAAAACUCAUAUAGCUGAAGUUAUGUAGUAAUAAUAAUGACGCUUUUGGCACCCAUCUCAUUGUAACACUCAUCUCACCACAAAUUUUUAUACUUAAAAUCAUUAAUAUUGUUUAUCGGAAUUAUUAUUUUCAUACGCACAUGUUUUAUAGACUUGACAAAACAAAAUUAUGUUAUUUAUAUUUAUAGAUUUAGAAUGUAAGUUUGUACUUGAGCCUUUGGCUAAAUACAAAAUGCAUACAUAUGUUUCUUAGAUACCAGUGAGAAUAAUUCUCUAGGAACUUAUCGGAUCCGUGAUAGUAAAGAUAAGUACAUAAGAAAUUUCGCUCAAAUAAAGCAAUGAAGAAGCUUGUGAACAUA